CCCCCCUCCGCUGCCUCCGCACCAUGAGCGAACGGGAGGCUGGGGCGCAGCAUCCACGCCGGCGCCAGGUAGGGCUGCUCGCACUCCGCUUCUGCCUGCUCCUGCUGUGGACCAAAGAGAGCGCCGCGCUAGCGGACUUCUCAGGUAAGGCGACGGGGCGCCCCCUCCUCCUCCUCCUCCUCGCCUCCUUCCAGCCCGCGCAGGUCAGAUGCCCCAGGAGAGGGAGAGGUCUUAUCUCCGCAGCCUCGAGGUCCAUUCUGGCCACCAAGAAGUGGGAUACACGAAGAACACGCUGGGGGGGGGGGUCCCUCCGGAGGGCAGCGGUGACUGCUCUCUUCCGCACCAAGGGCUGGGGAUGGGAGAAAGCGUCCCUUGCUGAAUUUCUGCCCAUCCUUCUACUCCUGUAGCCUGGCCAGGAAAACAAAAACAAUCCAAUCAGUAUCAUUCUUAGGUUGCCAAAGAAAGCAGAAUGUCCCUCAGCCUGUUUGCACAGUUUAUCCAACUGUUUCUCUCUCUCUCUCGCUCGCUCGCUCUCUCGCUCUCUCUCUCUCUCUCACACACACACAAGUUAUGGGGCUAGAAUAUAUAGAUGUUUCUUCCCAGAUGAUAAUAAAAUAUUAUUUUCCCCAAAGAACUGAUUUCACUGAAUAAUGUACACGAAGUGGAGAUACUUCUGAACUUUCUGUUCUGAAAGUUAUCAAGUGCUGCCCCUCCCAAAUUGUUCCCUAGGUAAACUGCAAUAGCCCUUACCUGAAAAACAAAGUGUCCCUUAGUAAAGGCAGAACAAUUUCCCAAUCACCACGUAAUUCCCAAGCUCAUGCCUUUGGAAUCGGAGAAGGGUGGCUUCUAGUUGAGUCUGAACAAGUCUCCUCUCAUAUUUGAAGUACUAGAUGUACUCCAGCAUUACGUUUUAUGCUGAGAACUAAGGCUGAAUCCAGUUUCAUGCUAAGCUGAUACAGUGCAGAAAACUUGAUGCUGCUAUUGCUCCCUGGAUCGUUUUGACAGCCGAGGGGUUUUUUCCCCCUGCUGGUGUUCAAAUCAGCCACUGCAGACAACUGAGUACGCAGCAUAGGCUCCGCUCAGGACACAUGUUUGCACGGGCUGCACUGAAUGACCCACAUCACCCCACAACAAAAAACCUAUGCAGAAUUGUCGAGAUGCAUGGCUUGCGACAGCUGCUUAUUUGGGUUACCUUACCAAACUUCUGCGAAACCACACUGCGCAUGCCUGUGAUGGUGAUCUUUUGAGUCUGCAGUGUCCUCGGCAUUCUACGAUAAGUGUCCAGUCUGCAUAUUAUGGGCAAGCCCCCCAGUUGUGUAGCAUGCAGCAGCCUGAAGCCAUCUUGAGCGAGUCCCUUAACUGUGUGGCAUCUACUACCUUACAGAAAGUACUGGAUGAAUGCCAGGACCUGAGAUCCUGCCAACUCCUUGUCAAUAGUCGGGUUUUUGGACCUGAUCUAUGUCCAGGAAUCACUAAAUACCUCCUAGUCUCCUUUAAAUGCAAACCUACUGAAUAUAAAACAAGAUCAGUGUGUGAAAAUGAAGAAUUGAAACUCCACUGUAAGGAAUCAAAAUUCCUUAACAUCUAUUCUGCCUCAUAUGGCAGGUCUGCUCAAGAGAAGAACAUCUGUUCUACAGAAAUUGGCCACCUCCCUCAGUUUGAUUGCUUUUCCUAUUCAGCUUUAGAAAUAUUAUCAAAGAAGUGUUAUGGAAAACAGAGGUGUAAAGUUAUUGCUAACAAUCAUAAUUUUGGAAGACCGUGCCUACCUGGUGUGAAAAAAUAUCUCAAUGUCAGCUAUGCUUGUGUUCCCAAAUUCAUAUUGGCAGCAGUUGAUCCAAUGGUUACAAACCAAAAUCCUUCUUGGAAACCAAAAGAAGGUAUAAAUGUUGAUCUGAAAGAAUCAAGAUUUCCAAAGAAAGAGGGAAUUAUAGUUAGCAGCAGCUUGGCUACAUUUGCUUACAUUAGAGAUCACCCUGAAAGAGCUGCUCUCUUGUUUGUAUCCAGCGUUUGCAUUGGCCUAGUGCUCACACUCUGUGCACUGGUAAUACACGUGUCAUGCUCUAAUGACUUGGGAAAGUUGCAGAGGAUAAAAAAGCAUUUGGUGGUGGAAGACAAGCAGCCUGACGAACCCAGCGAAAGUGAGGAAGAGGAAGAAGAGCAGGGAGCAGAGUCUUCCAGUUCGGACUUUCCUGAGGAACUAGCAGGCUUCUGCCGGACUUCAUAUGCAGCAUAUUGUUCGGUGGACCCAGCUGAGCUGGCUGAAAGGAUAGAGAGGCGGGAGCAGAUUAUCCAGGAAAUCUGGAUGAACAGUGGUUUGGAUGCAUCACCUACUAGAAGCCUAAGCCCAUUCUAUAUCAAUGAACAACAAUGUGUUUGUUUUGGAUAAUAGGAACUAUUUUUGUAAAACCGAAAAAAGUACCUUCUGAGAAGGAACAUUUGCAAUUCAAUGUCAUAAUUAUUUGCAAAGUUAUAUUAUUAAUAAUUAUUCAAAACCCUUUCAAAUAUUUGAUAGUAUGGCAUAUUCUGAAUCUCUGCCUCCUAAACCACUUGAAUAUUUGCAUACAUUUGCAUUAAGGACAUUGUAUUGAUAAAAUAUGUUGACAAGUCUA
This is a messenger RNA of Varanus komodoensis (Komodo dragon), 2609 nucleotides long. It is a transcript of the gene EVA1C, whose product is annotated as eva-1 homolog C. Gene Ontology annotation, molecular function: heparin binding; carbohydrate binding. Lineage: Eukaryota; Metazoa; Chordata; Lepidosauria; Squamata; Varanidae. The transcript has 8 exons. The record is from RefSeq and is a predicted model, not a curated record. Bases 1142 to 2386 code for a protein of 414 amino acids. Gene Ontology annotation, cellular component: extracellular region.